AUGGCGCAUCCCAAGAAUACCAGAUCCAAGUUGAUUAUGGACCAGGCUUCUGCUGAUGGUGGUGUCAUUCCACCUGUUGACCCGCUGGUCAAUCCUGCUGCUGUUGAUCUGUCUGUUGAUCCGUUGGUCAAGUCUGUGGGAGACAAGGCAUUGGGAGCGUCAGACACCAUCUCGUCAACAGUUAACAACAUUGCAUUGGGAAGCUCUGGCCUGUCGGUGGAAGAGAAGGCAGUGGAUGAUGACGGCUUCAUUGACGACGAUUCGGAUGUAGAAAUGGAGAUCGACCUGGAAAAGGAGUCGGCUCUCAAGCUGCGUUCAACACUUAUCGUGUUGUUUCCUUUAAAGGACUUGUCUACCUUUUCCCAGGAGAUCUGCACUGCUGGCUGCACGUGGUGUCAGAUCCUGCAGAUCGGUCGAAGACCAUCCUGA
Molecule: messenger RNA, 429 nt
Organism: Closterium sp. Naga37s-1
Lineage: Eukaryota; Viridiplantae; Streptophyta; Zygnematophyceae; Desmidiales; Closteriaceae
Source: the annotation of a GenBank genome assembly